AUGUGCGAUUUCAGCGCCCCAACGGUGAAACAUCUCAAGGUUAUUGGUUGCAAAGAUAGCAUGAACACUAAUGAACAAUCUAAUGAAUUUCCACGGAAAGACGUUUCACAUCAUCAACUUUUCGAUAUUUUAUUUUGGGGAAAAUCCAACGAUAACUCCAAACCCAAAAAUAUUCUCUACACUCUUCACUUCCCCCAAUCUUUUAAGGAACUUGUGAUGCUUCAGAAGAAAAAUGCUAUUUUUCACGGUAUUCACUUCCAUCAUGGGUACCUAUUUGAUGAGGAUCUUCACGAUAACUUUCCCUGAUCUAGUGCAGCAUCGAUGAUAACGUUCUUCACAUCUGUUGCGUGAGUCGCAUGCAUUUAAGUUCCUCCGGUCACUCAAUCAUGUCGUAGGAUGAAAGGUCCGAAUCGGCACUAGUGACUGGUUGUAUACGUAGAAUUUUUGAUGAGCAUAGUGACCGCGGAUAUUUUUUAUAUUCGUGAGUAGUAACAUCUUUUUCAGGUUUUUUAUGUAUUAGAUCAGGAUAGG
Molecule: messenger RNA, 531 nt
Organism: Frieseomelitta varia
Lineage: Eukaryota; Metazoa; Arthropoda; Insecta; Hymenoptera; Apidae
Exons: 6
Coding region: 1-306 (101 amino acids)
Source: RefSeq, a predicted model, not a curated record